This is a messenger RNA of Propithecus coquereli (Coquerel's sifaka), 2045 nucleotides long. It is a transcript of the gene KRT10, whose product is annotated as keratin 10, type I. Bases 1 to 1680 code for a protein of 559 amino acids. Gene Ontology annotation, molecular function: structural constituent of skin epidermis. The record is from RefSeq and is a predicted model, not a curated record. Gene Ontology annotation, cellular component: keratin filament. Lineage: Eukaryota; Metazoa; Chordata; Mammalia; Primates; Indriidae. The transcript has 8 exons.
AUGUCUGUUCGAUACAGCACAACCAAGCAAUACUCUUCCUCCCGCAGCGGAGGAGGAGGAGGAGGAGGAUCAUCCCACAGAAUUUCGAGCAGCAAAGGCUCCCUUGGUGGAGGAUUUAGCUCAGGGGGGUUCAGUGGUGGCUCUUUCAGCCGUGGGAGCUCUAGUGGGGGGUGCUUUGUGGGCUCAAGUGGCUAUGGAGGAUUAGGAGGAGGUUUCGGUGGAGGUAGCUUUGGUGGAGGCUAUGGAAGCAGCAGCUGUGGUGGGGGCUAUGGAGGUGGGGGCUAUGGAGGAGGCAGCUUUGGAGGAGGCAGCUUUGGAGGUGGCAGCUUUGGAGGCGGCAGCUUUGGAGGUGGCUUUGGUGGAGGUAGCUUUGGAGGAGGUUAUGGUGGUGGAUUUGGCGGAGAUGGUGGCCUUCUCUCUGGAAAUGAAAAAGUAACUAUGCAGAAUCUGAAUGACCGCCUGGCCUCCUACUUGGACAAAGUUCGGAUUCUGGAACAAUCAAACUAUGAGCUGGAAAGCAAAAUCAAGGAGUGGUACGAAAAGAAUAGUAACUCAGGCCAGGGAGAGUCUCGUGACUACAGCAAAUACUACCAAACCAUUGACGACCUUAAGAAUCAGAUCCUCAACCUAACAACUGACAAUGCCAAUGUCCUGCUUCAGAUCGACAAUGCCAGGCUGGCAGCUGAUGACUUCAGGCUGAAGUAUGAGAAUGAGGUAGCCCUGCGCCAGAGCGUGGAGGCCGACAUCAAUGGCCUGCGCAGAGUGCUGGAUGAGCUGACCCUGACCAAGGCUGACCUGGAGAUGCAGAUCGAGAGCCUGACUGAAGAGCUGGCCUACCUGAAGAAGAACCAUGAGGAGGAAAUGAAAGACCUUCGAAACGUCUCCACUGGUGAUGUGAAUGUUGAAAUGAAUGCUGCCCCAGGUGUUGAUCUGACUGAACUUCUGAAUAACAUGAGAAGCCAAUAUGAACAACUUGCUGAACAAAAUCGCAAAGAUGCUGAAGCCUGGUUCAAUGAAAAGAGCAAGGAAUUGACUACAGAAAUUGAUAAUAACAUUGAACAAAUGUCCAGCUAUAAAUCUGAGAUCACUGAAUUGAGACGUAAUGUUCAAGCUCUGGAGAUAGAACUACAAUCCCAACUGGCCCUGAAACAAUCCCUGGAAGCCUCCUUGGCAGAAACAGAAGGUCGCUACUGUGUGCAGCUCUCACAGAUCCAGGCUCAGAUCUCUGCUCUGGAGGAACAGCUGCAACAGAUUCGAGCUGAAACCGAGUGCCAGAAUACUGAAUAUCAACAACUCCUGGAUAUUAAGAUCCGACUGGAGAAUGAAAUUCAAACCUAUCGCAGCCUGCUAGAAGGAGAGGGAAGUUCCGGCGGCGGACGCGGCGGCGGAAGUUCCGGCGGCGGCUACUACGGCGGAAGUUCCGGCGGCGGCUACGGCGGCAGUUCUGGCGGCGGCCACAGCGGCAGUUCUGGCGGCGGCUACAGCGGCGGAAGCUCCGGCGGUGGAGGCCACGGCGGCAGCUCUGGCGGCGGCGGCGGCUACGGCGGCGGAAGCUCCAGCGGUGGAGGCCACAGCAGCAGUUCCGGCGGCGGCUACGGCGGCAGCAGCUCCGGCGGAGGCCACAAGUCCUCCUCUUCCGGUUCCGUUGGAGAGUCCUCCUCUAAGGGACCAAGAUACUAACAAAACCAGAGUAAUCAAGACAAUUAUUGAAGAGGUGGCACCUGAUGGUAGAGUCCUUUCAUCUAUGGUUGAAUCAGAAACAGAGAAACACUACUACUAAGCUGCAUAAAGAGGAAAGAGUCUCCCUUCACACAGGCCAUUACAUACAGCUUCAAGGAAAACUAAGUCUCCAAGAAGACACAUCAGUCUUAACGGUCUAUGGGAACAGGUUCUCUCCUUGAAAAUAAGGUGUCUAAAAUGUGUUUUGUGCUUUCUGUAUUUCUUCUUUUCACUUUGCCAGAAAGUGUUCUUUAAUGAAAAAAAAAGAAACUUUCUGUGCUCAUUUACUGAUGAAUUUCAAUAAACUUUCUUACUGAUGCAAACUA